CUUAAAUAUGGCUACGCGUUCUUUAUGGGGAGUUGCGGCCAAAUUUAUGGCGGUCGGCACCGCCGUCGCGGGCGGAAAUGCCGGCGCCACCAUUUUAACUUCCGACUAUCCUCCGGUGACGUUUAAACUGUGGACCAAUGGCCCUGUACGCCUCUUUCGCGACGCUUUCACCGCCGCUAGUAUCGCCUUCGAUUAUGAAUAAUCUCUGCUGGGAUUACCAGAAGGGAGCACUGAGUAUUCAAAAAUGAAACAUGAAGUUCAUCUUAGAAGUGCUCUUAAGCUCCACGAUCUAUGCUUCAGAAAUGGAGAAUAUAUAUUAAGCUUGGUCAACAUAUUGGUCAAUUGGAAUAUCUAGUGCCGGAAGAGUAUGUAAAAACAAUGAGGGAGUCUAUGCUGAAUAAAUGUCCGGUUUCAUCAUAUGAUCAAGUGUGUGAUUUUAUAAAGAAGGAGCUUGGAGGGAUGCCAAAUGAAAUUUUUGCCAAAUUUGAUCCUGUUCCCAUAGCAAGCGCUUCCCUUGCACAAGUUCAUGUUGCACAGCUGCAUAAUGGCCAAAAAGUCGCUGUGAAGGUACAGUAUGCUCACAUGACUGAUACUGCGGCUGCAGAUUAUGCAACAGUGGAGCUGAUUGUAAACACUCUUCAUCGGUUGUUUCCCAAUUUUGAUUAUAGGUGGUUGGUCGCUGAAGUUCGAGAAAGCUUGCCUAAGGAACUAAACUUCUUGGUGGAGGCACAGAACAGUCAAAGAUGUUUGCAUAAUUUUCAGAAACUAUCACCACAUAUAUCAGACAGUAUAUACGUUCCAUUGGUCUACUGGAACAAGAGUACCAAAAAAUUGCUAACUAUGGAGUAUAUAGAUGGUGUUCAAAUUGAUGAUGUGAAGGGCAUUCGGAAAAUGGGAAUUCUACCAUACGAUGUUUCCAGACUGAUUAGCGAGGCUUUUGCAGAGAUGAUUUACAAACAUGGAUUUGUGCACUGUGAUCCACAUGCAGCCAACUUGAUAGUUCGCCCAUUGCCUUCAGGCAAAAGAAAUAUAUUAGGUAACUUUUGUCCAUGUACUUUUGCAUUGCACAAAAUAUUGUGUCUAAGAUUGGUCUAUCCAGGAAAGAUGGUAAUACCAAAUUCAAAUCUUAUAUGAUAUACGCUCAUGUUCCGUCAAAAACCAUUUUCCUAAUCAAGGAAAGUCACCCCAUAUCUCAAAAAGGUAUCCUAGUAUUAUUAUCAACAUGGUUCCAUAAGGCCCCGUUUUGGAUACUUUCACUAAGCCUUCACUAUGAACAAUUGAACACAACCAAAAUCAACAAUGAUAAUGGUGGGUGUAACACCAAUAUAAACAACCUAUGCAUCGACAAAGGCAGUGAUGGAUCUUGAAAGUUUUUCUUUUAGGGGCCAAUAAUUUCUUAUAUAAUUUUACGUCUAAAACAACAAUAUAAUAAAAUAAGCGUACGAAAGUUAUUCACAAAUUUAAUAAUACAUACCAAAGUUAUUCACAAAUUUAAUACUAUCAUUAAUGUAAUAUAGAAUAAUAUCAUUAAUGUAACAGUUAAAAAAAAAUUGAAACUGAUAAUUACUGAUGUUUGUUUUUAGCCUUUUAAUUGUACUCCCUUGGAAUAAGUGCAUAUAUACUUUAGUUCAUUAAAUUGGUGGUUUGAUGGCAGAAUGGAUAACAAGGGAGAGAGGGCGGGCUUUGUGGGUAGUGGGGUUGUCAGUGUUUUGUUGGGAAUUGGGGUAGUACUCCUAUUUAUUUGACUUGCUUUCUUAGAUAAAUAGUGUGUAUUUUAUGGGCCUUUAAGCCUUUUCAUAUUCAAUUUUUUUUCCUAAACCUAUCAGGGGCCAAGCCCCAUUGAGCCUCUUCAAUGAUCCGCCCCUGGACAAAGGUGGGUGCGUAAUGAAGGAUUCUUGACACCUUAGUAAGACCUAGGAUGCCUAGUUGCGAUUGAAACCAUCCACUACAACAUAUUUUCUAAAUAACCAUUUAAUUGAAUCAAAUUCAGUCUCGAGACUUUAGAGGCUUAUUGAUGAGUCUAUUAUGGACCUUAUGGUUUCAAGGCAACUUUUAUGACCAUGAGAAACAACCCCCAUUCCCACCAUAGUUUUUGAAAAACUUCCUGAAAUAUGUCUGAAAGCAUGGGUUGACCUUUACUUUUGGAAAUUUCCGACAAUUUUGUACCCGAAAAGGAAAGAAGACCAUAUAUUCUAUGGACCCCACUAAACCUCAAGAGCCCACUGGUGUUUGGAACCGUCUACUUUGUCUUUUAGUGUUAAAUUAUCCAAUUACGAGCACACCUCCGAUUAAGCCGACUACAUACAUACAUAUAUGGUUCCAAACAAUCUUUUAUGAAUCCGAGAUGCAUCCCUUUCGAUUUCAUGAGUUUUCUACAUCGGAUCCUAAAAUCUCUGAAAAAUGAUCUGAAAGCGUGGAUUAUAGCCUACGAUUCCGAAGAAUUUCGACUUUUUUUUACCUGAGGUCAUGGUGCUUCCCAUGGACCCCAUGAGGCCCCGGGUGACCAUAUGGGUGAUUAUAAUUGUCCAAUUUGCCUCUUAACUAUUUAUUAAAUCAAUCAUGGACAUGCCUCUUGUUAUUGACUUAAGAACACCACAAACAUUAAUGUGACCAACUUGUGGGCGUAUAUGGGAAAUCAUGGAUGACCUCGAAAUUUAUCCCUCAGCACCACUUGAAUCAACAAAAUUUCGAAAUAAUCAUAUAAUUAAACUACAAUCAUUCUCAAAACAUAAACCUAUUAGAGGUCUGUAAUGAUUCUAAACCAACUUUUAUGACCCAGAUGCAUAUAUUUGAGCUUAAACUGAAUUUUCAAUUAAAAGUUCAUAUUAAUCAAAAGAAAAGCAUAUGGAUUAGGACAAUCUAAUGACGAAUCAAGUUAAUUAAACACGGCUAACGAGCUGAGGACUAUUUCCAAUUCACAAAUCAAUAAUAACUAUAUACUAAAAGCGAAUCAGAAAUGAUACAUGUCAAUUUCUAUUAAAAAAAUUUCCCGCCUUUUUUUUUUCUUUUCUUUUCUUUUUUUGAUUUAUUUUGGUCAAAUCUUCCUAACAUAAACUAUAAUAAUAAUAUUUUCCUUUCUACAUUAAUUACAAGGUAAUAUAUUAGAAUAUAUUAUUAUCCAAAAUUUCUCCAACUUUAUUAGUUUUGUAGAAAUAAAGACUAUUUCUGUUAAUAAACAAGAAAAAUAAUUUAGUAACAAAUAUAAACGUAUAUACUUUGUUUUCCUACUCUUAAAAGUCAUACUAAUAAUAUCAUGUGUCAAGAUUUUGUACAAAAACUUACCACCAAUUUUGUUUUCAA
Molecule: messenger RNA, 3300 nt
Organism: Chenopodium quinoa (quinoa)
Lineage: Eukaryota; Viridiplantae; Streptophyta; Magnoliopsida; Caryophyllales; Amaranthaceae
Product: putative ABC1 protein At2g40090
Exons: 8
Coding region: 292-1134 (280 amino acids)
Biological process (GO): mitochondrion organization; lipid homeostasis
Cellular component (GO): mitochondrial inner membrane
Source: RefSeq, a predicted model, not a curated record